Molecule: messenger RNA, 321 nt
Organism: Microthlaspi erraticum
Lineage: Eukaryota; Viridiplantae; Streptophyta; Magnoliopsida; Brassicales; Brassicaceae
Source: the annotation of a GenBank genome assembly
AUGGGACAUGAGGAGCAUGGAGGGACUUGGCACAUGGAAGCAGCUCAACUGGAUACGCAAAGGAAGAAGGGAGAAGCCAUCUUGAAGACCAGCUCGACCGUCUACUCGACCAACCGGUCGAGUUCCUCAACUCGACCGGCCAAGCUUCAACUCGAUCGAGCUGAGAAGUCAAAGUCAAACCCGAAAAAUGUUGCUUCCCCCUUGACUUCCUUUGACCCUAAACCUAAUCCUCUUGCGACUCCCCACACGAAAGUGAUGGCAUUCGCUGGAAAAGAUCCACUAAGAGCUCCAAUAUCUCUUGCUCUAGACAUAGAGGUCUAA